AUGUUCACCCUUCUCACAUGCAAGACCGGCAAUAUUUACAAAUACACAUUCUCCCCUCUCAUAUUUACUCUCUCUCUCUCUCUCUCUCUCUCUCUCUCUUUCAAUUGGGAAUCUUCAGAAAUACCCGAUCUCUCCUUUUUGUUCACUCCCCCCCUUCCCUGCGCCUUUCUCCAACAAUUAAUCAAUCUCAAGACAAGACAGCCCCAAUCAUCCAUCCAUCCAUGCCAUACCAAACAUUCCAAUCCAAACCCCCGGUACCAAAAAACAACAACUUGA
Molecule: messenger RNA, 276 nt
Organism: Podospora bellae-mahoneyi
Lineage: Eukaryota; Fungi; Ascomycota; Sordariomycetes; Sordariales; Podosporaceae
Exons: 2
Coding region: 1-276 (91 amino acids)
Source: RefSeq, a predicted model, not a curated record